Corticium candelabrum is the source of this 5850-nucleotide messenger RNA. RefSeq names its product NFX1-type zinc finger-containing protein 1-like. Gene Ontology annotation, biological process: regulatory ncRNA-mediated heterochromatin formation. Gene Ontology annotation, molecular function: helicase activity; zinc ion binding; NAD+ poly-ADP-ribosyltransferase activity. Gene Ontology annotation, cellular component: nucleus; nuclear RNA-directed RNA polymerase complex. Lineage: Eukaryota; Metazoa; Porifera; Homoscleromorpha; Homosclerophorida; Plakinidae. Bases 115 to 5847 code for a protein of 1910 amino acids. The record is from RefSeq and is a predicted model, not a curated record. The transcript has 36 exons.
CCGGACUGAUCUGCUCUUCGCUGUGAACUUACGCAUGCAUACUGUGUAAGUUCAUACUGCGUACACAGAAAGGAUCAUCUCUGUAUCAACUUAAAGAACUGUUAGGCAAGGAAUAUGGCUGCAGCUGCAGGUGGUGACUCUCCCAGAAAGAAAUUACUGCUAACUAUUCGACGACAGUAUACGAGUCUUUCUACCACAAAUCAGAAACAAGCGUCGGAAGCCUUCGAGAAAACUUUUUUGAAACUGUGGGGUGAACGGUCACGUGAUGCCUCGUUUGACGGGCUUCUGUUCAAAGUUUGUAAAUGGCUAUCACUGGAAAAGCCAAAGUUGUCCAAACCACAAGAGCGUGACCGUGCUGUUAGAUGUCUAGAAGACUAUGCAAAAAGUUUAAUUGACAGUAUGAAAGUUGAAGAGAAUGUCUCACAGACCAGUCACAAAUUUUCAGACCGUCCAGCCUUUAGUAAAACUGAAUCUACUUUUUCAAGGAAUGAAUGUUUGGAUGCAGCCAAGGAGUCUGCUGUUAAUAGUGACACUAAGUUCAACGAUCAAUCAGUUGGAGCAGUGAAGGCUUGUGGGUCACUCAAAGUAUUUGCAGUGAGAGUGGAGGGAACUAUUGUGCGUUUCAAAGGCAAAGACAUUCAAGUUGGCAUAACUGAUGAAAUCAAGACUGAUGAUAAACGGAUGGAGGUUUCAAUACCAAGAAAUGCACUAUUCUCGAGUGGUGUAAGACUUAAUCCUGGUGAUGUUGUAACAUUCAAGCAGUCUGAGAAAGAUCCGUGUAUAGGUUAUGCACCUGAAGUUGUCAGAAUUGUAAAAAUGGAACAAGAUGAGAUGGAACGGUACAUUAAAAGAGUCAGAGAGAAAGCAGAACAGAACCCUCAUGAUGCUAUUGCUUUUAUAACUCGAUGUAUGCCUCCUUGGACCUACGUAUGCUCUCAGUCUCAACUGUCUAGUUGGAUGACUUCUGAUAUUCUUGACCUCGUUAGUCUGUUUGUAUCUUUUGGUAACUGUCUAAGGAGUGAUGCUCGACUGGGACGUAUUCUGAAAAGUUUAGCCAAUAGUCGUUUUACAGCCACUAUCUUACAGAAGUAUGUGAAGAGUAAUAUUCACUCAUACUUCAGCCCUGAAGCUGACAUUAUUCAGAGAGUUGUGGAGGCACUGAUACAAUCUGUUCCAGAGAGGUGUACUCGUUUACUUCCAAUUAUUGAGUAUCUUGCACAGAUGGCUCAUCAUGAGACUAAUCAAGGCCAAGUGUCUUGCAUUGCCAGUAGUCAAGAUGAAGGGCUAAACCAGGACGUCGUCAACAGAGCUUGUGAUUCAUGGAAAUCUGUAGAGUUUAUUCUCAGAACUACUCGGACUCUAGCUGUGUCUGUAUUUGGUGCAAGUGAGGAUGUGGCUAGUCUCAACUGGCAUGAACUUCCUAUUGUUCCUUCUGUAACCGAACUGUUAGGUCGAAAUCAAGUGGAAGAUGUGUAUAUACCAACUGUUCUUACUGAUCGACCCUAUGAGUCUGAGGAUGCUUAUCUAGACACAUAUUUCCGUCUGCUUCGUGAAGAUUGUUUUCAUGAGUUAAAAGUGGGCAUUCAGAGGUAUUUGAAAAGUGAACUUGAUGAGCGAGACAUGGCACUAUACAGGAUUCAUCUUGAUGGUCUUCGAAUAGACAACACAGGCUUGGCUUUGUCUGUUCGGUUUAAAUUUCUUGGCAAAAGAGUUAUUGACUGGAACUACAGUCGUUUAUUGAUGUUUGGAAAUCUGGUGUGUAUAAGUACGAAUGCUGUCUUUGAUGAACCAAUAUGGGCAAUGAUUGCGCACCGAACUCCUGAAUUACUGCAACAAGGAAUUGUGUUCUUGACGCUGAGUAGUGAGCACAAUCGUUUGUCUGAUGCUGAGGUUGUCUUGUUGCUGCAAAGCUGUGCAAAUAUCAGUGCCAAUCCUCACAAAGCCAUGAGAGUUGGCAUUAUGGCUGAGAGCCCAUCAUACUAUCGAGCAUAUGGGCCUGUUCUUCGUUCAUUGAAAGACAAAAGCAGUGGACUGCCGUUUAAAGAAGAGCUCGUUGACAUAGUCUCCAGUCAAAAGUCACCAGAGUAUUUGCAAAAGGGCCAUAUUGACUGGUCUUGUAUCUUUGAUAAGAAUACCUCUAGUACAAGUCAUGAGUCCUCAAUUGGUUUGUCAGGAGAAGAUAGUUCUCCAAUAGAUGAGUUUGAAAAUCUGGUACAUCAGGGUGUACCAACUACUUUUGAUGAAACACAGCUGUCAGCAAUCAAAACCUGCUUAAAGAACAGAGUUUCUCUUAUUCAAGGUCCACCUGGCACUGGUAAAUCUUUUAUUGGUGUCAAAUUGGUUCAACUAAUUUUGUCAAUGGAUGAAGAAAAGCCAGAAGGUCCCAUUUUGGUGUUAACGUACAAGAAUCAUGCUCUUGAUCAGUUUCUUGAGGAUUGCUUACAAUUUUGCAAAGAUCUAGUACGUGUUGGUGGAAGAAGUCAAAGUGAAAAAUUGAAACAGUACAAUUUGAAUGAGCUGAAACGUGAUGCUUUUGUUGACAGAGAUAUCAAAGGUACUAAGCGUCAACUGACUGAUUUGAAAGAGCAAUUGCCACUUGCUCUACACCAAAUGAAGAAUGCACCAGUUUUUAGUGUCAAUCGAUUUAUUGAGGUUGCUACUUUGGAGCAAAUUCAGUCUCUCUGCCAAGGUUGUCCUGUGGGCUUAGUUGAUUCAUCUUUGAUGUCAUCUAUAAGUGAGAUAGUAAAGCUAAUUAAACAAGUUUCAAUUUCUGAGUAUUCUGCGGAAAUCAAAGAUGUUAAAUCAAGGCUUUUGCAAUCACCUAAAAUGCAAGCUACUUUGUCAUGUCUUUUGGUUGAAUGGACACCUGCUAGUACUGUUUUCUUGUCUGUUUGUCAACCAGAGAAGGUACCCAGGUAUCUUCUCAGUGAACAAGUUACUUCUACACAAUCCAAACCAUCGGAAACUUUGGAUGAGUACGUGGAUGAUGAAGAUGAGAUUGAAGAUAUUUUUGACAAGCGAUGCUUGACACAAGAUAUUGAAGUUAAUGCUAAGUUGGCUGAUCGGUGGCGAGACCCAAAGGAAGGUUUCUUACAAAUAGAUGACGUUCGCUCUUCUAAAAUGCCAUUUGCUUGUGUUCUCCCUCAUGUAGUAGGCAAUGUUGAUGGCAAUGAUGUGAUUGGUGUUGACAAUCUGUGGCAUUUACCAGUAGAAGAACGCGCACGACUGAUUUUAUAUUGGAUGUCAAGAUUUAAAGAAGAAGCACAACAAGAGGUUGUGAAGAUCUUGAACUCAAUUUCUGAGCUAUCCAAGCAAUUGGAAGAGCAGAAAGCUGAAGAUUAUGCAAAACUAAUUUCAAAAGCCUCAAUUGUUGGAAUGACAACAACUGGAGCUGCUAUUAAUUCUACACUUAUAAAUGUGAUAGCCCCCAAAAUCAUUCUUGUUGAAGAAGCAGCUGAAAUCUUGGAAGCACAGCUUAUAGCUGUACUGCCAUCGAGUGCUCAGCAUUUGAUCAUGAUUGGAGAUCACCAACAACUUCGUCCUCAAGUUCAAUCCUAUACUUUGAAACGUGAUCAUGGAAUGGAUGUUUCAAUGUUUGAAAGGCUCAUAAAGCAUCUCCCAUUAAGCCAACUGGGAUACCAAUGCAGGAUGAGAGAGGAAUUUGUUGCACUGAUUCAACCCAUUUAUCCAGAUUUGAAAACACAUAAAGAAUUGGUGAAAAGAAAUUGGGCAUGCAAAUGUGUAAGGAGGUCUAUGUUUUUUUGGACACAUUCAUUUAAAGAAGAGCUUAGCCAAUAUUCUAGAAGCUGGUGCAACAAACAAGAGUUAGAACAGCUCUUGCUUGUCUUGAAUUGGCUAAUUCUCAAUGGGCAUCAACCUGAAAAGAUUACCAUUUUAUCAGCAUACAGGGGCCAGUUACUUGAGAUACGAGCACAGCUGCAGCAUAUGAAGGCGACAGAUGUUGUUACUUCAACAAUUGAUAGAUACCAGGGAGAUGAAAACGAUUUUGUGCUGGUGUCACUUGUUCGAUCAAGGAGACUUGGCUUUCUUGCUGCUUCCAAUCGAAUGUGUGUUGCUGCAUCACGAGCCCGGUGUGGAGUUUACUUCUUUGGCAACGAUCAAUUGCUACGGAAGGGCUGCUGGAAGCAACUCAUUGAACAUAUGGAAUCAGUGGACUGCUUUGGUGUUGUGUUUCCUCUAGUUUGUCCAAUCCACUUGGUCUGCCCGGUGAUUACCUCAAAUGGUGCAAAGUGCGUGACUAAGUGCGCUACUCUUCUCUCUUGUGGUCAUCACUGCAGUGAUCUUUGUCAUUUAUCAAAACCUCACCCAAAAUGCAAGGUAAAUGUUGAAUUCAAGUUUCCCAAGUGUGGUCAUCCUUUACAGCGGGUAUGCCAUGUUCCCGAAAAAGACUUGUAUUGCAAAGAGAUGGUUCAACAUGAGCAUCCACAAUGCAAACACACAAUUCAUCAUCCAUGUUGGCAAGACAUACAAUCAAUCAAAUGCCAGUUAAAAUGUGAACGUUGUAGACCUCAGUGUGGACAUGCUUGUGAGCUCUUAUGCCAUCAGAAUUGUGUUUCUGCUGAGAAAUGUUCCAGCUGUGAUGCAAUUAAAGAGGAAACUUCUAAGAAGCAAGCAAGAGCAAGUGCCAAAAAUGCUGAGCUUCAACGAGUUGCUCUUGAAAAGGAACUACAGAAACUACGAAACAAGCCUCCAGAAGCAACGUGUUUGGUAGAUGUAAGCCAAACUGCUGAAAACGAUCUGUUUCGAGAUAUUCAAGAGAGAGUUUCUUGGUUUUUGCCUGCAACAGAUGGAAUGGAAAUAACCAUUACUUCUCUCAAAAGAAUAAUGAAUUACAGACUACAUAAACAGUGGCUUUCGGCUAGAUUGAGACUGCAAGAGGUGACUGAUUUUGUCUACCGAUUCCUAGUAGUGUCGCAAGCUGAACUUGAAGAUGUCAUUGAGAAAGGAAUAGCAGCACGAAAGAAUGCAUCAUUUAAUGAAGUCUAUUCAAAGCCUUUGAGUGAGUUUUCAGACUGCGAAGAAAGUUAUUGCUUGGUGCGAUUUAAAGUUCUGAAAGGAAAAUGUAAAGAGUAUGAUUGUGUAGAACGUGCAGUGAUAAAGAAGGAAGGAUUUGAUUCAGGAGUAGUUCAGGACAAGGUCAACGGUUUAAAGAGACUAAUUCUGUUAUCUUCCUCUCAGGCUAUGCCAGACUAUGUAGCUUCGUUUGCAGUUACACCAAUGAAAACAACUACGUGUACGUCAAAUGAGCCAGGAAUGACGUUUAAACCUGGUCAUUUUGAAGUGAGAUCUUUACUUCCUUCUCGAAACUUGAAAGACCGACUGGAUGAGUUGUUUUUCCGGGAAGCAGAAUCCCAGUUUUAUCGUAUGUUCCGAAUACAAGAGCAUGACAGGAAGAGUGUUCGUGUUGUGCAAGUUGAUGUAGUUGAUAAUGGUGAUCUCAACAUUCGAUACAGAAAGAAAAAGCAACAAUUUGAGGCUGAAAAGAAACCUGUGGAUGAACUAUUUGUUUUUCAUGGAACUUCCGAUACGUCAAUUGACGCCAUCAUUAGGGAAGGUUUCAAAAUAGGUGGUAAGGACAUCAAAAAAUCUCAUGGAUCUGCUUAUGGCAUAGGUGUUUACACUGCUGAAGAUCCAUUAGUGGCCAUGGGUUAUGGAAAGAGGGGUGAGUCUCAAAAGCUUCUUCUGUCUCGCAUUCUACCUGGUCGCGAAGGUGAAGACUACAAGCACGGUAGAAGUGAGCAUGUAUUUGUCUUAGAGACAUCGGAGCAACUUUUACCUCAAUUUGUUGUGCACAUUGCAAGUAAAUUGAAUUCAGCAAUUGUGUGAUGU